Molecule: messenger RNA, 378 nt
Organism: Dovyalis caffra
Lineage: Eukaryota; Viridiplantae; Streptophyta; Magnoliopsida; Malpighiales; Salicaceae
Source: the annotation of a GenBank genome assembly
AUGGGGACAAUGGAGACACAGUUUAAUGAUUUAAUUCAUCAUCAAAGGUUUCAAAGAUUUGAAGUAUGUGUUUCAAAGGAAGGCCCUACCCCUGUCCACUUUGCACUAAAAAACUUGUCGUCUCAUAGAAAUGAUCUCACAACCAGAUUGGUACUAAAAUGUUCCUACUUCAAAUGCGGGGCCAACGAUGCCUUUCAAGAAACAAAUGGCACAAAGCUUUCUUGCGUCUUAAAAGAGGCAAUAUCUCUUUCACUCUUGGUUACAUCUGUGUUUGAGUUGAAAAAAAUUAAAAAAGCCAAAAACCAACGUAUCUCACUUUUGUUAGUUAAAGAGGCAUCAAUUUCAAAUUUGCUUAUAAGUAAAUUAUUGGAUGCUUGA